UUUUUAUUCAAAGUGCAGAUCCCUAUGAAAAAAAAGAUAAUUUGCAUUUUUUUUUAGACCUUAAUGUCAUUUUAUUCUUUAUCUCUCAGUAGAUAAAACGCCUUCAAAGUGCUCAUAUCUGACAGGGGAGUGGGUGUGUCUCUGGGCAGUUUCUUCCAUAAAAACCCUUCAAAUGUUCGCAUUUAUCUCAACCUUCCAACCAACAGAAGAUUCGAGAUGAGUCUGAGCGCUAAGGACAAGGCAGCAGUCAAGACCUUUUGGGCCAAAGUGUCUGGACAGGCGGACGCCAUCGGCUCAGACGCUCUGUCCAGGUAUGGAUUACUUCCAGGAAUUUUACUUCCUAGUUUUGUCAGAUUACAUAUUCUGUCCUGUUUCUUCAGGAUGCUGGUGGUGUACCCCCAGACCAAGACCUACUUCGCCCACUGGACGGACCUGAGCCCCGGUUCUGCCCCGGUGAACAAGCACGGGCAGACUGUGAUGGGAGGAGUCGCUGAUGCUGUGGCCAAAAUCGACGACAUCUCCUCAGGUCUGCUGGACCUCAGUGAGCUGCACGCCUUCACCCUGAGAGUGGAUCCCGCCAACUUUAAGAUUCUUUCUCACAACAUCCUGGUGGUUUUGGCCAUCAUGUUCCCCCAAGACUUCACCCCAGAGGUCCAUGUGGCUUUGGAUAAGUUCCUGGCUGCAGUGUCCCUCGCUCUGUCUGAGAAAUAUCGAUAAAAAGCACGAAAAUAAAAGGGCAGAAGCUGUCUUUGAGUUUCAAUGUUAAGCAAAAUAAAAUAUCAAAUUCAUGAAUCAUAUGUGUGUGGUUUGUGUGAUUCAUUGCAUUUUCUGAGCACUAUUGGAGCGGUUAUGCAAACAAGCCAAACAUUUGGAUCACACAGUGGUAUGGGCUUCAGAUUUCUCCUCAAAAAUUCAGUUGUGUCCUAAAAUAAUUAUCCAAUCAUCCAAUUGCAUACAUACAUUUUAUCAGGAGACUGUAG
This is a messenger RNA of Oryzias melastigma (Indian medaka), 980 nucleotides long. Its product is annotated as hemoglobin embryonic subunit alpha. Gene Ontology annotation, molecular function: oxygen carrier activity; iron ion binding; heme binding. The transcript has 2 exons. The coding region runs from base 217 to 717 and encodes 166 amino acids. The record is from RefSeq and is a predicted model, not a curated record. Lineage: Eukaryota; Metazoa; Chordata; Actinopteri; Beloniformes; Adrianichthyidae. Gene Ontology annotation, biological process: oxygen transport; hydrogen peroxide catabolic process. Gene Ontology annotation, cellular component: haptoglobin-hemoglobin complex; blood microparticle; hemoglobin complex.